CAGCACAGGCAGGUCUGCCAAGGUGCUAUGCCAGUUUCUCUUGAUCCAGCUAUUGUAAAACUAGAAGUUGGUUUAGUUGAUAUAUUUAUGUCUCUCUGUCGGUUUGAGUGGCAAGCGGGGUACAAAGAGUUGGCUACUGCCCUGUUUCAAGCAGAGAUUGAAUAUAGCUUGUUCUCCCCUUUUCUUCUUAGCAAAAACAGUAAACGAAGACUUUUGAACAUUUUUGGAGUAGCAAUGGUGCUAGAGUUGGGGAAGAUGGAGCACUUGGCUGGUCAACGUGGUUAGAAAAGGAGGAAGAACAGAGACAACAGGCAGUGAAGGAGGAAUCUUCGAGUAAUGUUGAUGAAGGUGGUUGGACUGGUUGGUCAGAACCAUUAUCGAAAAUCAAAGAAUUUAAUGAAGUUUCAGAAAAGGUGAUAGAUAGUGAUGGAGUUCUCGAGGAGUUAGAGGAUGGAGCUGAAAUGCAAGAAGCUGAUGAGAAGGAUGAUACUGAAGCUUUGUUGAAAAUGCUUGGGAUUGAUGCUGCUGCUGCUGAAGUGAAUGGUGAGGUCAAAGACACAAGAACAUGGGCGGGCUAGGUGGUCAGAAAAAGAGGUAGAAAGGGAUUCACACCAGUGGAUGCCUGUUCGUGCAAGUUGUGACGAUGACCAACUUUUGAGAGUAAUAGGAUACGAGGAUGUCAGUGACUACCUAUUCUCAAUAUAUUCUAAGGAAGCACGCUUGUCUCUGGUAUCCCAAUUUAUUGAUUUCUAUGGCGGGAGGAUGGCUCAAUGGAUAUAUUGCUAUGUGGAGUCUAUGCACAGAGAGAGGCAGUGUUUGGGAAUAUUGAUCAUGCUAGAAAGAUUUUUGACAUGGCAUUGUCAUCCAUUGAAGGACUUCCUGUGUUCAACCUGGACACAUGGUGUGAUAGAUGACCAGUCAGUUGCUCUUGUAUGUUCAGCCGCAUUAUAUUGUUUUGAGGAAAUUAGUAUUGGAUGGACGGCCAGUGCUGAAUUUUUUGACCAGGCAUUUUCAAUGGUUCUUCCCGAAAGAAGAAGGAACAGCUAUCAUGUAGAAGCUUUGUUCAAUUAUUAUGUUGCCAUGCUUUCUAAACAUCACAGACAAGUAAAACUAUCAAAAGUGUGGCAGUCUAUAUUGAACGAGCUGCAGAUGUACCCUGUCAGUCCAAAACUUUACAGUGCAUUAGUUCAAAUCAGCCAUCUUUACACUUCGCCAAAUAAGCUAAGGCUGGUAUUUGAUGAAUACUGCAAAAAGAAACCAUCUGUUAUUAAUUGGCUAUUUGCAUUGUCAUUCGAGAUAAGUAGAGGUGGUAUUGCACUGAUCUGUAGGAUGUCCUUGCUAUAA
Ipomoea nil (Japanese morning glory) is the source of this 1344-nucleotide messenger RNA. RefSeq lists its product as uncharacterized. The coding region runs from base 541 to 1344 and encodes 267 amino acids. The record is from RefSeq and is a predicted model, not a curated record. Lineage: Eukaryota; Viridiplantae; Streptophyta; Magnoliopsida; Solanales; Convolvulaceae. Gene Ontology annotation, cellular component: catalytic step 2 spliceosome. The transcript is spliced from 7 exons. Gene Ontology annotation, biological process: regulatory ncRNA-mediated post-transcriptional gene silencing; negative regulation of RNA catabolic process.